Messenger RNA from Pyrenophora tritici-repentis Pt-1C-BFP, 2851 nucleotides. RefSeq names its product APG9 domain containing protein. Gene Ontology annotation, cellular component: autophagosome; phagophore assembly site. The record is from RefSeq and is a predicted model, not a curated record. Lineage: Eukaryota; Fungi; Ascomycota; Dothideomycetes; Pleosporales; Pleosporaceae. Gene Ontology annotation, biological process: protein localization to phagophore assembly site; nucleophagy; autophagy of mitochondrion.
AUGGCGUCAAACUUGCUGUCUAGACUUCUCCCUUCGGCUUCAGACGAGCCAUACGAAGACGAGCCACUAAAUCCCCACCACCGCCGCGACUCCGCCUCGACCGAUGAGCAGCACGAGAUGGACAUAGACGAGGAGAACUUUGGCGCGCGCUUUGAGGAGCAAGACCUGGCACACUUGCUCGAGGAAGCAUCGUCAAGUCAGAUGAACCCUGAAAGCCGCGCCGUCUCCCCAGACGUCAAGCGCAACGCACCACCAGGCCACCAUACUGCCGGUCGCAUACCAGCAUGGAGACAGCCUGCUCCAGCCCGCACCGUGCCUUUAGACGAUGACGAUGAUGUCCCACAGUCUUUGCUUCUCGAAGCUGGACAUGAACCCGGUCCAAGCUCAAACCAACGCAAUGAAGGUCUCCCUAUGCCAGUGCCAGGCCCGACAACGCGACAGACACGGGCACAAUGGGAAGCCACACGGACCCAGCAGCGACUUCACGUUGAGGAUAGGAGUGGUGGGCCUUCACGGCCCUGGGGACAUACCAGUAGGCCCGGGCAUUUUGCAGCAGACCCCAAAGAGAAGGCCAUGUGGUUGUGGGUGAACCAGACGGAUCUAGACAGCUACAUGACUGAGGUGUACGAAUACUACGUUGGAUGCGGCAUAUAUUCCAUCCUCCUACGCAGGCUUUUGACACUCGCCCAAACAGCCUUCGUUGUGGGAUUCAUGACCUUCCUCGGAUGGUGCAUCGAUUACUCCAAGUUGCCCUCGAGCAACAAGAUGAGUCAGGUCCUGGUGCCCAAAUGCGCUGCAAGGAUACAUGGCUUUUGGAUUUUAGCCCUGUGGUUCUUCAUCAUUUAUUGGCUCUACUCUUUUUACAACAUGGUCACAGACAUACCCCGGCUUCGAGCCAUGCACGACUUCUACCACCACCUACUCGAUAUUCCCGACCGCGACAUUCAAACAAUACAGUGGCAGCAGAUUGUCACACGGAUAAUGGCGUUGCGAGAUCUAAACCUGGCGACUGCUUCAAAUCUAUCCCCAGAAACGCGUAAGUUGCUUGACUCCAAGAGUAGGCAGCGCUUGGAUGCCAUCGACAUCGCAGGCCGUCUGAUGCGACGCGACAAUUACCUGAUUGCCCUCUUCAAUAAGGAGAUACUGGAUGUUACAGUCCCUCUACCAUUCUUGGGCAACCGCUACAUCUUCUCCGAGACCACCAGAUGGCACGUCAACCUUGCCAUCAUGGACUUUGUGUUUAGUGGACCGAAUGGCCAAUUCAACCCGGAUUUCCUCAAAGAGCGAAAUAGACGCGAGCUGGUUAAGAGGCUCAGGACUCGCUUCUUCUGGACCGGUAUCAUCAGUAUUAUCUGUGCGCCUUUUGCGGUAGUAUUUGUGUUGGCUUCGUACAUGUUCAAAUACUUCACAGAGUACCACAAGGAUCCCGGCCAACUCUCUAACCGAGACUUCACGACCUUUGCCCAAUGGAAAUUCCGCGAAUUCAACGAGCUUCCUCAUUAUUUCGCUCGCCGCCGUAACAUGGCAUAUCCAUAUGCAAAUCUCUACCUCGCCCAGUUCCCCAAGGAUAAGACUGAACAGGUUUCCUCCUUCGUUGCAUUCGUUGCUGGAGCAUUUGCAUUCGUUCUUGUAGUAUUCACACUUCUCGAUUCCGAACUAUUCCUCAACUUCGAAAUCACGCCCGGCAAGACAGCCAUCUUCUGGAUAGGAAUUCUUACUACGGUUUACCGUGUCGCACGUGGAAGCAGUCCGCAGGAUGAUCAGGUUACUGACCCGUCCUACUACCUCAACCAUGUCAUCUACCACACUCGCUAUGAGCCGGAAUCUUGGCGUGAUAGGCUACACACCGACGAAGUCCGCGCCGAGUUCACCGAGCUAUACCAACCCAAGAUCCUCAUAUUUGCAGAGGAGAUACUAAGCAUGGUUAUCACACCAUUCCUACUCAUAUUCCGCCUCCCAAAGUGCAGUGAACGCAUCGUCGACUUCUUCCGCGAGUUCUCCAUCGUCGUAGACGGCCUGGGCGUAACAUGCUCGUACUCCAUGUUCCCUUCUACAAAAACCACGCGAAAUGCUAAUAACAUCCCUGCAAACGCACCCGGGGCUCGUAGAGAGGAUCCCGAUCUCCGCGAGGACUACUUCAUGGCAAAGGACAACAAGAUGAUGGCUUCGUACUACGGCUUCCUGGACACCUACCAGACCCCUGCACGCGGCUCCAAUGGCCGUCUCCAAGGCCGCAGCAACUUCCACCCUCCACCACAAUUCCCCAAUACCUUUGGCACAAUGUCGCAGACUGCUCAACCUGUAGAUGUGGCCACAGCGAGGGGCACAAGCAGAGGUCCAGCAACCGGUCGACAGCCCAGUUUCCAGAACAAGCCACCGCGACAUAGACCAGGCGCUAGAGAUGACUCCUUCAACUCCGUCCUACUUGAUCCACAUCACCAGCCUUCUUCAGCAUCGAUACUACGUGGCUCUCCACGCCAGGCGGCGAACAACAGAUAUCGCACGCCCCUCCAGCCAGUGUCUGAUGCACCGGGACCGUCAAAUACGCGUAUCGAAGAGGAGAGUACGCUCGGCGACUCGUGGCGAACGAGUCGUCUUGCACAGGACGAGGAGGAGGAAGAAGCACCGCGAAAUAAUCGUGGGGGAGUCCUGCAGCUCUUGCAACAGUUUUCGAGGGCGCAGGCUGAAGGUAGGGGCGCUGGUGUUGGUGUUUGAAAGAGAGACUUGUUCGUGUUCUAUUGCAUUCGCAUAUGGGGUUGGUAGGCGUUUAUUGAUUAGGAAAUAUACCACUCAGCAUUUGUACAUAGCAAGGACGAUUAGCUUAUCCCAAUACUAUCUUGGAUAACUUGCA